Molecule: messenger RNA, 2045 nt
Organism: Tripterygium wilfordii
Lineage: Eukaryota; Viridiplantae; Streptophyta; Magnoliopsida; Celastrales; Celastraceae
Product: tubby-like F-box protein 5
Exons: 5
Coding region: 556-1764 (402 amino acids)
Molecular function (GO): protein binding
Source: RefSeq, a predicted model, not a curated record
UAAUGAAAAACAUGAGAGUUAGGGAUCCGGUGAAGGAGCUUUUCUCGGUUCUUCUUAUGGCGGUUGCCGUGUAGAAGCGGGCGGUCGAGGUGGCGGCGGCGGAGGAUUCUGCGAUGGAGGAGACUGGGGUGGAGGAGAGACUCGUUAUUUUGGUUUAAUUAAACGACGACGUGAGGAUAUUGUUUGGCAUUAUCUGAUUUUUCUAUAUUAUUAUACCUGCUUUGUGCCACACCACACCACACCGACCUCUGUUUCUCUGUACUUUUGUUUUCUCCGAGACGUUGAUUCUCGGUUUUGCCUCACCUGUGUACUGCUUCCUGAUCUCUUCGAGAAUCUCCCGAGAAUUUUGUGAUUUCCGACGAGUUUGUCCCACAAUCGAAAUACGGUUGAUCAAGUGCUUACUUGUUAGCAUCGGGUUUCACAUUUGAAUCGAAGACAGAUCUGUCAGGUUGCUUGAAAUCAGAAGAGAUAAUUGAUUUCAACAAUCUGUGUAGUAAUUCUGAAGGUUUUGGGUGAAGAUUGCAAUCAAUUUCUCCAUUGCGAUUCUGUAGUGUGAUGAUGGCGUUUAAGGCCAGCAUUGGUAACUUAUCAAGGAGAAGGCACAUGCGAGGCAGAGGGCAGUCUCACAUUGCUCCUGAGGCGUCUGUGGCUCCGUCUUCUGAUUUCAUCGAACCGAGUCAGUGGGCAAACAUGCCCCCUGAACUGCUCCUUGAUAUUAUUCACCGAGUAGAAGCCAGCGAGACUUCCUGGCCUGCCAGGAGGGAUGUCCUUGCCUGUGCCUCUGUUUGUAAGUCGUGGAGGGAGAUCACGAAGGAAAUCGUUAAGACUCCUGAGGAAUGUGGGUAUCUCACUUUUCCCAUCUCUCUAAAGCAGCCGGGGCCAAGAGACACUCCAAUCCAAUGUUUUAUCAAGAGGGAGAGAGCCACUUCCACAUAUAGACUAUACCUUGGUCUGAGUCCUGCUCUGUCUGGUGAUAUGAGUAAAUUAUUAUUAGCAGCAAGAAAGAUCAGAAAGGGAACAAACAUAGAAUUUUUGAUAUCAUUGGUUGGAGAUGAUUUUUCACGAACGAGCAAUACCUUUGUUGGGAAGUCGAAGUCUAAUUUUCUGGGGACAAAAUUCACCAUUUAUGACAAUCCGCCUCUGCAUGGCCCUGAAGUACAAUCCAAUUAUAGGUCACUUUUUAAAGUACGCUCAAACCAGGUACAUCCUAGGGUAUCUGCUAGUAAUUGCAAUGUGGGCACGAUAUCUUAUGAGCUGAACAUUCUUCGUACAAGAGGCCCAAGGAGAAUGCAGUGCACCAUGCAUGCAAUACCCUUUUCUGCAAUUCAAGAAGGGGGCACUGCUCCAACUCCAGUGGAGUUCCCAAAUUGCCAAGCUUUGCAUUUACCUUCCUCACCAGUAUUGGGAGGAAACAAGCAAUUUGUUGAAUUCAGCUCUACUCGCCUCAGUGAGCUACCAGAAUCAGUCUGCCGGACAGAUCCCCUGGUUUUGAAAAACAAAGCCCCUAGAUGGCAUGAGCAACUGCAGUGUUGGUGCUUAAAUUUCAAAGGACGUGUUACGGUGGCUUCUGUGAAGAAUUUCCAAUUGGUUGCAGCCACAGAUUCUUGUGAAAACGUUCCUGCUGCAGAAAAAGAAAAAGUAAUUCUGCAAUUUGGAAAAAUUGGGAAAGAUAUUUUUACCAUGGAUUAUCGAUAUCCCCUCUCUGCUUUCCAAGCCUUUGCAAUCUGCUUGAGCAGUUUUGACACUAAACCAGCAUGUGAAUGACUAUUCUUCUUUCUUCCUGGGCAAUGACGUGUCUCAUAAAGAUUUGGUUGUAUAUAGUCUAUUUCAAGGCAGCACUUUGAGCUUAUGCCUCUUUGAUCAGGGAGUGUCUUUCUUCUGCGGACACUUUUAGAUGUAAUGUCUGAAACCUGCAUUGUGCAGUGUGUUGGCAAAAUCUAUUUAGCUGUGAAAAGGCAAUGAUGCACUUUACUACUUGACUCCUUGGCUGUGAAAAAAAUGUUCUCAACUUUGCAGAUGAUCAAAGAAGCUCCUAGUUGUAUAUA